AUGGCUUGUGCCACAAAUGCGAUUCACAUGGUCGACUCUGGGCACAACCAGAGACACCGCCGCUCAACCCUUAAGUGUUCUUUUUCAGCUCAAGCAGCCAUCCUAUCUCCCAACGCUCCGUUAGCAUCAGGCCCAGACCCGGGUGGGACAUCUUGUACUGGCGGUGAGCCGCCCAAUCUACUCCGGGAACAAAUUAAUACUGCUGGUAAGGGUGGAAAAGAAAAUAUGGGGUUUUAG
Molecule: messenger RNA, 237 nt
Organism: Pyricularia oryzae 70-15
Lineage: Eukaryota; Fungi; Ascomycota; Sordariomycetes; Magnaporthales; Pyriculariaceae
Exons: 3
Coding region: 1-237 (78 amino acids)
Source: RefSeq, a predicted model, not a curated record